This is a messenger RNA of Nematostella vectensis (starlet sea anemone), 2246 nucleotides long. RefSeq names its product fibroblast growth factor receptor 2. Gene Ontology annotation, molecular function: ATP binding; protein binding; transmembrane receptor protein tyrosine kinase activity. The coding region runs from base 16 to 1509 and encodes 497 amino acids. The record is from RefSeq and is a predicted model, not a curated record. Gene Ontology annotation, biological process: positive regulation of kinase activity; cell surface receptor protein tyrosine kinase signaling pathway; multicellular organism development. The transcript is spliced from 11 exons. Gene Ontology annotation, cellular component: signaling receptor complex. Lineage: Eukaryota; Metazoa; Cnidaria; Anthozoa; Actiniaria; Edwardsiidae.
AAUGCUAGAUAUACCAUGAUGUUCAAGAGAGCCACGUCAAGCCUAGAAUACCAGCUGGCAGGCUUGGUAGACGAAGAGACGCGAGAGUUUCACUUGAAAGAUCUGGAAUCUGCGACCGAGUACAAGAUACGCGUAGCUGCACAGAACUCACACGGGGAGAAGAUGAGCAAAACAAUCACAGCCACGACUGAAGCAAAGCCCAACAUAGCCCUUAUCCUGGGCAUCGGGAUCCCUGUGGUUAUCCUCAUUUCCAUUGCCGUCUCGUUUUCCGUUUUGCUAUGGCGAUGGCGUGAGAAGAAAAGGAGACUAGAAGAUGCCUUUGCACUUGAAAAGGCAAACCGUGAAGCCAUCGAGGACCACUAUCAUAGCACGAAUGACGUGUUCGCCUUACUUGGACUGGAGGGAGUCGUGAAGGAAUGGUGCGAGAUACCACGUGACGAUCUCACAAUCGAGAGGCAGCUGGGCUCGGGUGCGUUUGGAGUCGUUAAGAAAGCGUCUCUGAAGAUCAGGGCAAAAGCAACAGAUAAUGAUGAGAAAGACGAAAGGAUAGGGGAAGGAAGAAAAACCGAGGAACCGGAGGAAGAGAAAGGGAAAGUGCUUGAGAUCGUGCCGUGCGCUGUGAAGAUGCUGAAAGAAAACCCCACAGAGAGCGAGUUGCGUGACUUGUGUAACGAGAUCGCCAUCAUGGCGUUAGUAGGGGACCACCCGAACAUCGUCAGUCUGCUUGGAGCAUGUACUGUCAAUGGUCCAUUGUGGCUUGUUGUCAAACUUGCUGAAAACGGCUGCUUCCUCGACUACAUUAAAGAACAUCGCUCAGUCGUUGAAUACGAGAAUACAGAGAACAAGAUCCAUUCCUACGAAAACGUCACCGAGAAAACACAAGGGGCCCCCAUGACAGAGAAGGAGAAGUUCAAAUUCGCGUACGAGAUCGCUAAAGGAAUGAGACAUUUGGAGAAAAAGAAGUGUGUUCAUCGCGACUUGGCAGCUCGGAACAUUCUUUUGAAUGUUGAUAACGUUGCUAUGGUAUCGGACUUUGGACUGUCACGUGAUGUGUACGAAAGCGGAGCGUACGAUAACACAACAGGGGGCGUUCUUCCUGUUCGCUGGAUGGCUAUCGAGUCACUGGAAGAUUAUACCUACACCACGAAAUCAGACGUGUGGUCUUACGGUGUGUUGCUAUGGGAGAUGGAGAGCGGGGGACUAAUGCCUUAUGCGGGGAUGUCGGGCGUCGAGAUCUUGGAGAGGCUAAAGCAAGGAUACAGAUUGGAGAAACCGUCAUGUUGCUCACAGGAACUGUACGCCCUCAUGUACGAGUGUUGGAAUCCAGAACCCAAAAACAGACCCGCCUUCUCAAUCAUCGUAAGUCGGCUGGAGGAGACCCUGCGAGCGAAAGCGGGAUGCGAAGAUAUUCUCCCAGAAGACGACAAGGCGGAGACAUCGUACGAUGAAGUCCAUAUCGACGAUCGUUUCCUCACAGAACCAGAGACGGGAAAUACCACCAUGCUGUAGUGCCAUCAUGGGAACCAGUAAUCACAGAACAAGACGCAUUAUGUAUGGAAGCUAGGAUGUCAUAUCUCUUUAUUUAUUUUUUUGGCCGAGUAGUCAUUUGAAGUGGUUGUCAUAUCUCUUUAUAUUUUUUUGACCGAGUAGUCAUUUGAAGUGGUUUCAUAUCUCUUUAUAUUUCGUUGGCCGAGUAGUCAUUUGAAGUGGUUGUCAUAUCCCUUUAUAUUUCUUUGGCCGAGUAGUCAUUUGAAGUGGUUGUCAUAUCUCUUUAUAUUUCGUUGGCCGAGUAGUCAUUUGAAGUGGUUGUCAUAUCUCUUUAUAUUUCGUUGGCCGAGUAGUCAUUUGAAGUGGUUGUCAUAUCUCUUCAUAUUUCUUUGGCCGAGUAGUCAUUUGAAGUGGUUGUCAUAUCCCUUUAUAUUUCUUUGGCCGAGUAGUCAUUUGAAGUGGAUGUCAUAUCUCUUUAUUUUUUUUUGGCCGAGUAGUCAUUUGAAGUGGUUGUCAUAUCUCUUUAUAUUUUUUUGACCGAGUAGUCAUUUGAAGUGGUUGUCAUAUCUCUUUUUAUUUCGUUGGCCGAGUAGUCAUUUGAAGUGGUUGUCAUAUCCCUUUAUAUUUCUUUGGCCGAGUAGUCAUUUGAAGUGGUUGUCAUAUCUCUUUAUAUUUCGUUGGCCGAGUAGUCAUUUGAAGUGGUUGUCAUAUCUCUUUAUAUUUCGUUGGCCGAGUAGUCAUUUGAAGUGGUUGUCAUA